CAUCAUUAUAUUAAAGUUAAUAAUAAAACUGUUGAUAUUAUACUUCUUCGUGAUUUAUUUCUUGGAAAGGAAGAGUUAUCUAAUGGAAAUAUUGACUGUGGAGAGAUUAUUCAAAAGCAUUACCCAGUAAAAUUUUAUAAAUUUAUACCACGGGAUCUUGAAGCUUGUCUAUUUAUUGUAGUAGUAUGUGUCGAAAUAUAUAACCAUCCACUUCCACCUCUAGAAAAAAUACCCAUUGAUAUUAAAUUGAUUCGCCAGUCACUAAAUAGCAUAGACAAAUUGCGUAUUUUAGUUGCCAAAGCAUAUAAAAAUAUGCAUCCUUAUGGACAAGACAUUCUAGAUAUUUUUCAUGUGGCAAAGAAUAGUCAUUCUGAAAUAAAAAACUAUUUGCAUCAUAUAGGUAAAUUAAAUAAAGUAGUACAAAAAUUUACUAAGUCAAUCCUUAAUGCACCUUCACAAGAAUUAGUCAAAUCAAUUUUAGAUAAAAUCGAAUCAUCAGACAAACCAGGUGCUAAAGAAUGGGCCAAUUAUUAUAAAACACCUUGGAUAAUUUCUUCAUUUAAUGUACAUAUGUCUAAAAUGGAGUAUAAUAUUUGGAGAAAACAUGACAAUAACACCAAUUCUGCAGAAUCGGCUCACGCUUUAGCAAAUAAGGAAGGAAAACAAUUAAAACUUUUAUCAGCUAUUCUAUG
This is a messenger RNA of Racocetra persica, 692 nucleotides long. The record is from the annotation of a GenBank genome assembly. Lineage: Eukaryota; Fungi; Glomeromycota; Glomeromycetes; Diversisporales; Gigasporaceae.